Molecule: messenger RNA, 1308 nt
Organism: Lotus japonicus
Lineage: Eukaryota; Viridiplantae; Streptophyta; Magnoliopsida; Fabales; Fabaceae
Exons: 1
Coding region: 1-1308 (435 amino acids)
Source: RefSeq, a predicted model, not a curated record
AUGGAUCCUGAUCCUUUUGAAAAUCCAGUUCCAAAUCCUUUUGAUUUUGCAGCAUACCUUCAAAAUUCUGAACUUGAAGAAGCUUUUAUACUCAACCAAGUUAGGGAGCGUCGAAACAAAAUAUUGGAAGAUAGGGCACCUCGAAGCAGAAAAUAUGUCAGGAGAGAUCAUGCAGCGGCAAACCGAAGGCUAAUUGAGGACUACUUUGCCAAUGAGCCUACAUAUGACGAUACAAUGUUUCGUCGUCGGUAUCGGAUGCAAAAACAUGUUUUCCUUCGAAUCGUUGCGGACCUUUCAAGUAGUGAUAACUACUUCACCCAGCGAGUUGGUGCAGCCUAUAAAGAAGGAAUAUCACCCUUGGCAAAAUGUACAACAGUAAUGCGAAUGUUAGCCUAUGGUGUGGCAGCAGAUGCAGUCGAUGAGUACAUCAAAAUCGGAGGUACUACAGCACUGGAGUGUUUACGUAGAUUCUGUAAAGGAAUCAUACGAUUGUAUGAGCACGAGUACCUUAGAGCACCAACCGAAGAUGACCUGCAAAAAAUACUACAUGUUAGUGAAAUGCGGGGGUUCCCAGGCAUGAUCGGGAGUAUUGACUGCAUGCACUGGGAGUGGAAAAAUUGUCCUAAAGCAUGGGAAGGUCAAUUUACUAGAGGGGAUAAGGGAACUACAACGGUUAUUCUUGAGGCAGUUGCAUCUCAUGAUCUAUGGAUCUGGCAUGCCUUUUUUGGAUGUCCGGGAACGUUGAACGACAUAAACGUUCUAGAUCGGUCACCAGUGUUUGAUGACGUGGAACAUGGAAAGGCUCCAAAUGUGAAUUACUUUGUGAAUCAACGUCCCUAUAAUAUGACAUACUAUCUAGCUGAUGGUAUCUACCCUUCUUAUCCAACUUUCGUCAAAUCGAUUAGACUUCCUCAAAGUGAACCCGACAAGUUGUUUGCACAAGUUCAGGAGGGAUGUCGGAAGGACAUCGAACGUGCAUUUGGAGUUCUUCAAGCUCGUUUUAAAAUCAUCCGUGAACCAGCUCGUUUGUGGGACAUAGCUGAUUUGGGUAUCAUUAUGAGGUCAUGCAUCAUAUUACAUAAUAUGAUUGUUGAGGAUGAACGAGAUUCAUAUGCUCAACAUUGGACCGAUUUUGAGCAAUCUGAGGAAGGUGGAUCUAGUACACCGCAACCAUACUCGACCGAGGUGUUACCCGCUUUUGCAAAUCAUGUGCGUGCUAGAUCCGAGUUGCGUGAUUCGAACGUUCAUCACGAACUGCAAGCAGAUCUAGUGAAGCACAUAUGGACAAAGUUUGCAAAUGCUUCGUGA